Messenger RNA from Ruditapes philippinarum (Manila clam), 2084 nucleotides. RefSeq lists its product as uncharacterized. The transcript has a single exon. Gene Ontology annotation, molecular function: protein binding. The record is from RefSeq and is a predicted model, not a curated record. Gene Ontology annotation, biological process: signal transduction. Bases 178 to 1854 code for a protein of 558 amino acids. Lineage: Eukaryota; Metazoa; Mollusca; Bivalvia; Venerida; Veneridae.
AUAAACCUUGACAACAAUAUCACGCUUAAUAUAUGGGACUUCGGAGGACAGUUUGUCUAUUAUGCUACUCAUCAAAUAUUUCAUUCAAAACAAGCUGUUUAUGUGCUAGUGUUUAAUUUAAGCAUAUCCCUGGAUACAAUAAUUGAAGAUAAGGAGUUCCCAUUAAAUCAAAAGAGAAUGAGGGACUAUUUAAAAUUCUGGGUGGCUUCUGUAAAUUCAUUUGUUGGCAGUAGGGAUGGAAUGGAACCGGCUAUUAUUUUAGUAGGAACCCACACGGACAAAUUAAAUGAGGACAGUAAGAUCGAGGACUAUUUUGAGGAGGUCAGGCAAAUGUUUGACGACAGUGUAUGUCUUAAUCAUAUUCAACCUGAGCAAUUUGCUAUUUCAAAUACAAGUGAGUCAGAAAGCAAAAUUGAUGCUUUACGGUCGUAUAUUACACAAUUAGGAAAAAGGCAAAUAAAAAUAAGAAUUCCGGCUAAAUGGAUUCUACUCGAGAAAGCACUUAAAAUGAACAUACAGAAAAGAAUUAUAAAAAUUGAUGAAGUUAUAGAAAUAGACAGUCAAACGGACAGCCCAUUACAAACUGACAACUCAAAAGAAACAAUUGACCAGAUCAAACUGUUUCUUUCAUAUCAUCAUGCAAAGGGAACAUUCUGUUAUUUUGAUGAGGACAAUUUGUCAGACCAUGUUGUCUUAGAUCCACAGUUCCUUGUUGACGCAUUCAGGUGCGUUAUAACAUCUGAAAAGUUUUGCAAAGUACGUCCAAGAAUGAGAAGCGUAUGGAAGGAAUUGUGUAAGACAGCAAUUUUACGCGCAGAACUUUUAGAAGAGGUUUGGAGACAAGAAAAAGAUAACAAUUUCUAUGCAUUCAAACAAUUACUGAUAGAGUACAUGCAAAAGCAUCAUAUUUUAGCGGAGGCCCUAGCUUAUAAUCAUAAUUCUGAGCUGACCGUUGAGCGCUUAGGGUUUUUCAUUGUUCCAAGUUUACUCAAGAUUUCAGCCAAUGAUGACAAUAUUAGGUUAUUUUUGGACGGAAAACCCUUGUCAACUGUUUCAUUGUGCUACGAGUUUGAAAAUGAAAUGAUGGCGCCCUUCACUUUUCAGACCUGUUUAGCCGGUAUUAUUGGACGGUGGCCACUGGUCAAGUUCAAUGGCAACCCUGUUUUAUUUGAUAAUGUAGCUGCAUGUGAAAUAGAACGAGGACAUGCUGGUGUACUGAUGCUGUCGAAAAACAAACUCGAACUCCUUAUUGUUAGUCUCUGUCCUCCUGACAAUGUUAAGGCCGAUGUCUGUGAUAUGUUUCGGAGAUACGUAGAGACGAUUAUGAUCCAACGGAUGCAUAGAUUGCAUGAAAAUAAACACGAGGGACAUCUUAUCAGUCAUAUUGCUGCGAGAUGCUUGCACCGAGAUCAUGGGAGCAAGGGAAGUUAUGAAACAUUUGCUAUUGACAAUAUACAAUCAUUUAGUGAUGAGAAAAUACCAUGUCCUGAUAGAGCGAGUCACUGCCUGCAGGUACACACUAUUAUAAAGGAAUGGUUCAUGCCUGAUUUUAAAGUUGAUAAAGUUCCGAAGACGAAAUUAUCGAACAAAGAAUAUAGCACUUUGGCAAUGGCAAUUGGAAAAGGUUGGCAGCUUCUUGGAUUUCAACUUGGUCUUGAUCAAAUAAUUUUAGAUCACAUUUGUAUGAAUAAAGAUACUGCUGCAAUGCGCAUAUAUGAAAUGUUACUUGAAUGGGAAAAAAAGGAAGGGGAUCAAGCUACACUAGACGUCAUUGUACAAGCAAUAGAAAACUGCGACACGGAUAAUUUACAUGUUAAUUGGGAUGUUCUUAGGAAUAUUAUCAACAAGUUCUGAACUGAUGGAUAUGUUAACUGGUGUGUGUCAAAACCGAAAAAACUAAACAAUAACGUCGCAACCCAAAAUAAACCAAGAAAUAUUAGUUAUAAGCAUCCAAAUUUUGCUGAUUUUUAAAAGUGAUAACAUACAAUGUAAUAAGUUGAAAAAUGUUUUGAAUAAAAUUGUCGAUAGGAUUGUUUUCAUAUAAUUUACUCUUAAAAAGUACAAUACAUAUACAUUUUGCUGGU